Nanorana parkeri is the source of this 2263-nucleotide messenger RNA. It is a transcript of the gene GNL2, whose product is annotated as G protein nucleolar 2. NCBI's taxonomy places the organism in Eukaryota, Metazoa, Chordata, Amphibia, Anura, Dicroglossidae. Gene Ontology annotation, cellular component: nucleolus. The record is from RefSeq and is a predicted model, not a curated record. The coding region runs from base 47 to 2230 and encodes 727 amino acids. The transcript is spliced from 17 exons. Gene Ontology annotation, molecular function: GTP binding.
GUUUCCGCGUGUGAAGUUUGCACGGGGACCGGACUAAGCCGCCAACAUGGUGAAGCCAGGAUUUAAGGGACGGAGCACCAUCAACCCGUCCACUUCCAGCUCUAACCCAGAUCGAAUGAAGGGUGCUGGAGGCAACAAUAUGAGAGACCGGGCAACCAUCAAGCGCCUCAAUAUGUAUCGCCAGAAAGAACGGCGGAACGAUCGUGGGAAAGUGAUUAAGCAUCUACAAUAUCAGUCUUCGGUCCCAUCAGGCACAGUGGCUCGAGUGGAGCCCAACAUCAAAUGGUUUGGAAAUACCCGUGUGAUUAAGCAAUCAUCUUUACAAAAGUUCCAGGAAGAGAUGGAGGUUGUAAUGAAAGACCCAUAUAAGGUGGUGAUGAAGCAGAGCAAACUACCAAUGUCUCUUCUGUAUGAUCGAAAGAAACCUCAUAAUUCUAAAGUUCAUAUUCUGGACACAGAAGGGUUCGAAACAACAUUUGGUCCGAAGUCUCAACGAAAAAGGCCGAAUCUAAAUGCUGGUGAUAUGCAUGAGCUUGUUUUAAAUGCUGAGGCCUCAGCAGAGAGCUAUGACCAGGAGAAAGACAGAGACUUGGUUACCGAAGAUACUGGAGUCAGAGAAGAAGUACGGGAAGAAAUAUAUAAAAAGGGUCAGUCCAAGAGAAUCUGGGGUGAAUUAUACAAGGUGAUUGAUUCCUCUGAUGUGAUUAUACAAGUUCUGGAUGCCAGAGAUCCUAUGGGAACCCGCUCUUCUCAUAUUGAGGCUUAUAUCAAGAAGGAGAAACCAUGGAAGCAUUUGUUGUUUGUCCUCAAUAAGUGUGACUUAAUUCCUACAUGGGCUACGAAACGCUGGGUUGCCUGUUUAUCUGAAGAGUAUCCAACGUUGGCUUUUCACUCCAGCCUUACCAAUUCAUUUGGUAAAGGGGCUUUCAUCCAGCUUCUCAGACAGUUUGGAAAGCUGCAUACGGACAAAAAGCAGAUCAGUGUGGGAUUUAUUGGUUAUCCAAAUGUGGGUAAAAGUUCUGUGAUCAACACUUUACGGUCAAAGAAGGUCUGCAACGUGGCUCCAAUAGCUGGUGAAACGAAAGUUUGGCAGUAUAUCACGCUUAUGCGUCGGAUAUUUCUUAUUGAUUGCCCUGGUGUAGUUUAUCCAUCUGGAGACUCGGAAACAGACAUAGUGUUGAAAGGAGUGGUACAAGUGGAAAAGAUUAAAUGCCCAGAAGACCACAUUGCUGCUGUUCUUGAGAGAGCCAAACCAGAGUACCUAAGCAAGGCCUACAAGAUAGAGUCAUGGGAAAAUGCUGAGGAUUUCCUUGAAAAGCUAGCUUUUAAAACCGGGAAAUUGUUAAAGGGUGGAGAACCAGACCGACAAACUGUAUCAAAGAUGGUUCUUAAUGACUGGCAGAGGGGAAGAAUACCAUUUUUUGUGAAACCACCAAAUGCUGAACCACCACCCGGGGUAAUUUCUUUGAUAGAUGUUUCAUUGACACCAGAAAUAUCCCAAACAACUUCAACAGAGAAUGUUGUAGAAGAUGAGAUAUCUGACAAUGAAAGCAUAGUUUCAGAUGCACCGGAGGACGCACUCAAAGAAAAGAGAGAAAUAAAAGAAAUCCUUUCACAAGUGCGACAGAAUUUUGGCAAGAUCAAAGUGGCAUCUGAGUUUUUCCAGGAGGACUUGGUGCCUGUAGAAGUAGAUGGCAUGUCGGACAUUUCAGACCUAGAUUCUUUAGAGGAGGAAGAGCUGUCGGGAGAGGAAAAGGAAGAUCAACUUACGAACACUGUACACAAAGACAACAGUACAGAGCUCACAAAUCCACAACAGGCUGAAAAAGAAAGUUCAAAAACGCUGUUGAAAGAUUUGGAUGACAGAAUAGCAAAGUACAAAAAGUUCCUUGAUAAAGCCAAAGCAAAAAGAUUCUCUGCUUUAAGAAUUCCAAAAGAGCUAAGUGAUCACAUGUUUGCAAAGCCCAAAAAGAUGGACGAAGAUGAACAGCAACAAAAUGAAGGGAAAAGCAAACUGGGAAAGAAGAGGAAAAGGUUUGAAGAGGAGGAUGAAAAGCCACAGAAAAAACUAACGUCAAAAGAGAGGCGGCGGCUAGAGAGGCAACAGCUUUCAAAGAAAGUGGGGGUACGGUACUACGACACACACAAUGUCAAGAACAAGAAUCGCAACAAAAAGAUAGUGGACCCUCAAUCCCAAAAUGUCCGGAAAAAAUCAAAGCAGAAGCAUUAAUUUUUGUUUCAUUAAUAAAUGGUUUGAUUUUUA